AGGAGAUGGGAUCUGGUGGGGAGACCCCAAGACAUCAGAAGAGAUGGGAAGUAGGAGUAGAUGAGUGGCGCCCACCAGAAACAGAGCAAGAAUGCCUUGAUUAUUACCAGGAAAGAAUUGCAAAUUCACAUGCUCGACAACUGCUACCUCUCCAAGAGGAUUUAGCAGAGUGGCUUAAUAAAACUUUAGGCCUUAACUACAUCACAGCUUCCAAUUUUAUAGAUGUUUUGGAUAACGGUGCAAUUUUAUGCCACUUAGCUCAAAUCAUACAAGAAAAAGCUAAUGAAGCCAUCAAGUCUGGGACAGCUGGAUUUAAUGGACCUGUGCCUGUUAUAAAAGGACCAUUUUUUGAAAAAGCUUCUAGAAAAAGUUUCUUUUCAAGAGACAAUACGGAGAAAUUCAUCCAAUUCUGCAAGCAAUUGGGUGUUCAUCAGAAUUUAUUAUUUGAAACAAAUGAUCUUGUUCAGCAGAACAAACCCAGAAAUGUAAUACUUUGUUUAAUGGAAGUUGCGAGAAUAGCCUCUCGAUUUAAUGUAGAACCACCAGGCUUAGUUGCUCUAGAAAAAGAAAUAGCUGAGGAGGAAUCUAGAGAACUGCGUGAUUGGCAGUUCCAAACAAUUCAUAGGCCUAGUUUUAGCAGUUCUGAAAAUGCUCUGUGUACUGAACCCAGCAAAAACAUUUUUAUACAAGAAGGAGGGUGUGGUGUAGGAGAAGUUUUGAGAAGAGUGGCUAGUGAGCGGAUACCAGCUAGUGUAGGAAACAGUGAACCAGAUGUCACUGAUGACUGGUCUAGGAGCAGUACUGAAGAGCCUUUAGAAAAUGAAUUACCAGAAGCUGGUUUAAAUGAUCUUGAUGUGAAGGUGAAAUAUGUCACCAAAGCCGCAUUAAGGCAAUGCCGCUGUAUAGGAUCCAAAUGUGAUAAGUUAAAAGUUAGAAAAGUAGGUGAAGGUAGAUAUAACAUAUUUGGAAGAAACGUCUUUGUGAGGCUUUUGAAAGGGCGACAUAUGAUGGUGAGAGUAGGUGGUGGAUGGGAUACACUUGAACAUUUCAUGCAGAGACAUGAUCCAUGUCAAGGUCGUAUUGGUAGUAGACCAUCCACACCAGCAGCUGGAAAAGGACAAAGACCUUACUCCGCACUGAACUCCUAUGAUGUCCAUAGUGCACUACAUACACCUCAUUCACUAGGACGCUAA
Molecule: messenger RNA, 1193 nt
Organism: Nezara viridula (southern green stink bug)
Lineage: Eukaryota; Metazoa; Arthropoda; Insecta; Hemiptera; Pentatomidae
Source: the annotation of a GenBank genome assembly